CUGUAAGCGCUCACCGAUAUGAGUUGAGAUUAGAUUCCUUUUGUUUAUCUUCCAAACGCCAAUAUAUAUUGAACCAUAGAAACAAUUGUGCAUAUUCAACCUCAAGACUUUUUCUCUUCUCUUGAAGAAAAUGGCUGCUUCUUUCUUCAACCCAAACUCCCAUUGUAACCAUGUUCGCUCAACCAGCUUGCCCUCUAAACCACACCCUCUAAUUCUAAAGUGCAACGAAUACUUGGCCAAAUUAGAGGCUUCAGCUGCAGCUUCCUCUUCACCACCACCACCACCACCACCACCAUUGAGCCACAAACUAGGUGAGCUUCAGGAUUUGCAUGAUUCUGUUGAGAAAUUAGUUCAACUUUUUGACACUUGUGAAGUUCUUGUCCGAGAGUGCCAAGAUGAGCUCUUGGAUGGAUCUCUUCGGCUACUAGAUGCAUGCACAGCUGCAAAAGAUGCUCUUUUGCAUACAAAGGAAUGUGCAAGGGAAGUUCGAUCAAUCAUGAGGAGAAAAAGAGGACGUGAAAUGGAGUUGACAGUAGAGGUCAGAAAAUACUUGACCUGUAGGAAGGUAGUGAAAAAGGCAAUUUCUAAAGCCUUGGGAAAUUUGAAGAGUUCUUCAAAUAAGUGCAAAUUCACUCCUUCCCACAAGGGCCAUCAGAAUGGGGAAUUGGUGAGCCUGUUUAAAGAUGUGGAAGCAGUCACUGUUCAUGUAUUGGAGUCACUGUUGAGUUUUAUCUGUGGGACAACACAAUCAAAGUCAAACAAUUGGUCUUUGGUUUCCAAGUUAAUGCACAAUAGAAGGGUUUCAUGCACACAAGAAGCAGAUGAGAAUGAGUUCACCAUAGUAGAUGCUGCAUUUCAGUCUUUGGUAUUUCACAGUUCAGGCAAACCAGAGAAUACUGAUCUACUGCAGAACCAGUUGGAAAAUCUGGAGACAGUGAUUCAAGACUUUGUGGAAGGACUGGAAACUCUCUUUAGAAGAUUUAUCAAAACUAGAGUUGCCCUCUUAAAUAUUCUCAAUCACUAGCUGUACAAUUUGAUGACACCAGUCUACUGUAAAUUUGUAUAUUUGAACAGAAUUGAGCUUCUCAA
This is a messenger RNA of Prosopis cineraria, 1089 nucleotides long. RefSeq lists its product as uncharacterized. The record is from RefSeq and is a predicted model, not a curated record. The transcript has a single exon. Lineage: Eukaryota; Viridiplantae; Streptophyta; Magnoliopsida; Fabales; Fabaceae. Gene Ontology annotation, biological process: root development; shoot system development. The coding region runs from base 131 to 1024 and encodes 297 amino acids.